CACACUUCACUCGGUCUCUUUCAAUAUAUCGCUAAAAGUGCUAGGUAGUCAGACCUGACAGAGAUACAAUGUCAUCCAUCGGUACAGGCUACGACCUUGACGUUUCUACGUAUUCUCCUGAUGGAAGAUUGUUCCAGAUUGAAUAUGCCAACAAAGCUGUUGAAGCUGCUGGAGUCGCCAUAGGUCUUCGAUGCUCCGAUGGAGUGGUACUUGCAGUAGAAAGAAUGCUUCACUCUCGUCUUCUCGUCAAAGGUGCCAAUAGACGAAUACAAUCUCUUGACGAUCAUAUCGGUAUGGCCUCUGCUGGUUUGUUGGCCGAUGCGAAGAAUCUCGGGAAUAGAGGAAGAGAUGAGGUGCAUAAUUAUAGGGAUUCUUAUAAUUCUCCUAUAACCGUUCAGAUUCUCUCCGACCGGAUGUCCGGAUACGUCCAAGCUCACACAUGUUACGGUUCCUCCAGACCAUUCGGGAUUUCUACUCUCCUGGCAGGAGUCGAUAAUACUGGUCCUCGUCUCUUUUGUAUCGAGCCCAGUGGGGUUUACUAUGGAUAUCAUGGUGCAGCGGUGGGAAAGGGUAAGGCGUUAGCCAAGACGGAAUUGGAAAAGGUUUUGGCGAAGGAAGGUGGGGUGACGUGUCGGGAAGGUGUGAUGGAGGUUGCAAGAAUCAUACACUUGGUACAUGACGACAACAAAGACAAGGAAUUCGAACUUGAGAUGACCUGGGUAUGUGCGGAGAGCGGAGGGAAACAUAAGGCUGUACCUGAGGACCUGCUCAAAGAAGCCGAAGCUGCCGCUAGAGCUGCAUUAGAGGAAGGUAUGGAGGAGGAUUGAUCAGACUCGUUUAGUAUAUACCAAGCUAUUCCUGACAAUGCAUAUGAAUUCUUUCGGC
This is a messenger RNA of Tremella mesenterica DSM 1558, 885 nucleotides long. RefSeq lists its product as uncharacterized. The transcript has 5 exons. Gene Ontology annotation, cellular component: nucleus; proteasome core complex, alpha-subunit complex; proteasome core complex. Gene Ontology annotation, biological process: ubiquitin-dependent protein catabolic process. The record is from RefSeq and is a predicted model, not a curated record. Bases 69 to 827 code for a protein of 252 amino acids. Lineage: Eukaryota; Fungi; Basidiomycota; Tremellomycetes; Tremellales; Tremellaceae.